ACAAAACCUUUUGCAAAUCCAAUAAAUUUGACACAGAUUCCACUUCACAAAUGACGUUGGAACAAAGUUGAUUCGACCAGUUUGUGCCCAGUGGGAUGUGUACUGGCAUUGGACCAAGACAAACUGGACCAAGACAGAGCGGAAUAAAGUACACCAUGAGCCCAACUUCCAGGAUUCUGCAAAUACUGAGGUAAAUACUCAGAUCUUUGCUCUCUGCUACAAAACCGUCUGACAAUCAGCCCAUUCUUCCACCCACCCAACACCCACCUCUGCACUUUUGCAAUCCGGGACGACAGCCAAUCAGGACCUGACUUGUCUCCCUUUCCCAGCUGCUGUGCUCUCCACCUGAAGUGUGUGUGUAUGUAGGAUUACCUGGGAGUCUGUGUCGACACCAUGGCUUUGGUCCAGGUGCUCAGAGUCCUGUGCUGCCUGCUGCUCACUUAUCACCUGGGUGAUGCCAGGAGAAUCAAGGGAAGUGGAACAGAUAAAUGCUCUGAUGGAGAGCUGGGUGCCCGUUCUUGCUUCUGCUCUGAAGACCAGUCUUGGAGAUGUCAAUGUGAUCGUCACUGACUGGCUUUUACAGGCCAAUAUGAACUACCCUAACGCAGCCCAGAACACUAGGGCAGUGGGGAAAGACGUUGCAUUCCUGCUACAGUGGCUGCAGGAGUUUUACCAGUUUCCUGCAGAGAAAGUUCAUCUGAUUGGAUACAGUCUUGGUGCUCACAUCUCUGGAUUUGCUGGAAGCUACCUGGGAGGGCGUGGGAAGAUUGGACAAAUCACUGGUCUGGAUCCAGCAGGUCCCAUGUUUGAGGGCAUGGCAGCAUCAGACAGACUGUCCCCUGAUGAUGCCCUAUUUGUGGAUGCCAUCCACACCUACACUCAAGAACGCAUGGGGCUGAGUGUGGGCAUCAAGCAGGCUGUGGCACAUGUUGACUUCUACCCCAACGGUGGUGACUUUCAACCAGGAUGCCACCCUUUCCAGAGCUUAAUGGAACAUAUGGCCUUGCAUGGAAUCAAUGGUUUUGAGCAGACAGUGAAAUGUGCCCAUGAGCGUUCAGUCUACCUGUUCAUCGACUCCUUUCUGAACAAAGACAAGUAGAUCAUGGCCUACAGAUGCAGUGAUGACAAUGCCUUUGAGAAGGGUACCUGCCUGGACUGCCACAAGAACAAAUGCAACACGCUGGGCUAUAACGUCAGGAGGGUGCGCAGUGCCGCCGGCAAGAAGCUCUACCACAAGACCCGCUCUCACAUGCCCUACAAACUCUACCACUACCAGUUCAGGAUUCAAUUUGUCAACCAGAUAGAGAAGACUGAGCACACUCUCACCAUCUCUCUCACUGGGACAAAGGAGGACAGCCCUGAAAUUCCCAUCACUUUCAUCGAGAUCUCAGGCAAUAAGACAUACACCUUUCUGAUCACCCUGGACUCAGAUGUUGGGGACCUGAUGAUGCUGAAGUUCCGCUGGGAGGGGAGUGUUGUAAACAAUAUGUGGAGCAAGAUGCAGACCUUUAACCCCUGGAGCAGUGGGGAAAUGAGGCCCAAGCUCACCGUGGGAAAAAUCCGUGUCAAAGCAGGCGAGACACAAAAUAGGACGACUUUUUGUGCCCAGACAAGUGAUGGAAUAUACAUUCGGCCAUCGCAAGAGAAUGUCUUCGUGCGCUGUAAAGAAAAUGCUCAAAAACAGCACAGAAGAAAAACGCAUUUGUCUUGAGUCGGAUACUUCGAUCAGCAGGGUCGGCUCUAUAGCUUUUUGGGGGCUCUAAACUAGAUUUGGUUGGGGUCUCCCCUCCUUACCGCAAAACAUUUUAG
This is a messenger RNA of Oncorhynchus keta (chum salmon), 1809 nucleotides long. Its product is annotated as hepatic triacylglycerol lipase-like. The transcript is spliced from 10 exons. Gene Ontology annotation, biological process: lipid metabolic process. NCBI's taxonomy places the organism in Eukaryota, Metazoa, Chordata, Actinopteri, Salmoniformes, Salmonidae. The record is from RefSeq and is a predicted model, not a curated record. Gene Ontology annotation, molecular function: triacylglycerol lipase activity; apolipoprotein binding.